AUGUCCGGAAAUUCUCAGCACACAGCAGCGCGUGAAAUGAUGCUUCUCUUUCUCGUCCUAUACGUCCUCGUCGCAACUGCCAUUGUCCUCGUAAUUCGAGAAUGCUGGCAGUCUCGAAGCCGGAGACAGCAGCAACGGGCCUCGGAUUCGACACCACUCCUUAGACGCAAAAGGACAAGAAGACCAAGUAUGCAACAACGACGACAACGACGACCGUGGAACCUUUUCUGGUGGCGCAGGAUCGGACAACAAGACCUCGAACAUCAGCAAUCUCGUCAACUUUCCAUCACUCGUCCUGCUAGUAAUGAUGAGGGAUAUGGCUUUGGCUAUGGCGCUACUACCGACGACAACCUCUUUGCCGGAUUCGACGGAGUCCAACGAGCAGCGAUGUAUGCCACUUCCAUCCGGGAAAGUCUUAACGCACCACAGGUGACGACGACGACGAGCCUCAGCUUCUCGCUCAGCGCUGGAACUUCUUGUUUUUCCUCUUUGUAUGCGUCCUCCUCCUCCUCCUCCAUGUUGACUUCACUCACCAUGAUGGCCCCCUCAUCAUCCCUGCCGCCGCCGCCACCACCACCGCCACCGCAGAUUCUCACGCACAGUUUCUCACACACAUACUUGCACAUUCGCACUCUGACGUACUGCUCUGAAGGCCCCGUGCAUCUCGUGCAACAUCGCGAGACGGGCGAGAAAUUUGUCAUUAAACAGGUCCCGGCAUCUUCCAGAAGCAGUAGAAAAAAAUUACGUAUCCCACACGAAGCCGCCAUUUUGCAAAAAAUCCAACAUCAUCCCAAUAUUAUCGAAAUUGCCGCUACACUCGAUGGUUACACGCACAACAACAAGAACAACAACACCACCACCAAGCACAACAUCCGCCGACGCACCCACGACAUCGUAACCCCCUUUGCCGAACUCGGAGAUCUUCACAACCUAAUAUCGCAUUUUUGCGGAACCAAAAAGCGUCAAGAGUCCAUCCCCCGCGAAUUUAUUCUACACUUUGUCUCCAGCAUGAUUGACGCUCUCGCCUUUUUGCACGAAGGUGCCAUUGCGCACGACUCGCGCUCCGAUACGGUCGUGAGCGUCAGUCAUCGACAGCCUGUCAUUCUGCAUCGAGAUAUCAAGCCGUUGAAUAUUUUCUUGACUGCUGCUGCUGCGGACGCUGCGGACGCUGAUGCUGACACGACAAUGCCCGGGUUGCCGCAGAUUAAACUGGCCGACUUUGGUCUCGCGUGCACACCUGCGACGAAUAAUGGCGUGGUGGGGACACCGGGGUUCAAAGCACCGGAGAUUGUGAAGAUUGAUGAGUUGUACGCUGCUCGAGUGCCAUAUUAUCUGGAUAAUUACGGUCAGUUGCCGGACGUGUGUUCGAAAGCGGGAGAUUUUUAUGCAUUUGGAGUUUCGCUGUUUGCUCUAAUUUUCUUAGACGACUACGAUGCCAAGAGGGACCACGACAUUGAUGCCGAUAUUCUGACUACUAAUCUGGGGAAUGAUGUCGAGAUACGCAAUCUCUUGAAAGCGUGUCUCGCGUAUGAUCCGGAGAAACGCCCGGUUGCCGGCAGCUUGCACUCCCUGUCUACUAAGAUCAAGGCCGAGCUAAGGGAGUGGUAUGCCAACGGCGGUCGACUGCCUGACGACAUGUGGCCAGAUCCAAUGUAUAGCGAUACAGAGUGGGCGAAGCGUAAAGUAGCGGCAAAAGCAGCAGCGUGCGCCUGUGUUGAUGCUGAUACAGAACUCGUCCCCUCUGCCAGCCCAACGCAGAUCAUCAGCCAAGCCCAUAGCAGCCGACAACUCUGUCGCUUUCCUGGAACUGGAGAAGUUCGUGGCGUGGCUGCUGUGUCGGACUUUGACCUCGAUGCCUAUCUGUGUCGAAGUACAAUGUCCCCCCGAUCGUCGCGCGAUUCCUGA
Messenger RNA from Sphaerulina musiva SO2202, 1905 nucleotides. Its product is annotated as kinase-like protein. The coding region runs from base 1 to 1905 and encodes 634 amino acids. NCBI's taxonomy places the organism in Eukaryota, Fungi, Ascomycota, Dothideomycetes, Mycosphaerellales, Mycosphaerellaceae. The transcript has a single exon. The record is from RefSeq and is a predicted model, not a curated record. Gene Ontology annotation, biological process: protein phosphorylation. Gene Ontology annotation, molecular function: ATP binding; protein kinase activity.